AUGUCGCAAUACAUCGACAGAAAAGAGGCCAUGAAGUCCUACAGGCCCAAAGCAGGCACAAUGUCUCCCGGGCUCAAACGCGCACGCGAGCCCUACCGCGUCAAAAACGCCAUCCUAGGCCUCUUCCUCGCCGCAUUCUCAGUCGGCGUCUGGGCCUACUCCAUCAGCGCCGUCAAACAGGACGUCUUUGACGAUAUCGACGAAGAGGCCGACGCGCUCGGGGCGACGGGGACAGGGACGGGGCUCGGUGUUGCGGUGUUGGCAAAGGCUACUGAGGGCAAGCAUGCGGGUGCGGGUGCGGGUGCGGGUGCGGGUACCAGUACAAGUGUUGAUGCGAAUGCGAAUGCGAGUGUGAAUGUGACGGGGACAGCCUCACCGACGUUCGCUGCGUCCCACGCAACAUCUCCGCUACCGAACCCAGCCGCGUCGACAGUGCUCAGCGAAGUGUCCAAGUCCAAAUCGAAAGGCCUGCUCACGCACCUCGACAGCCGACUACCCUGGCUGCUCGAUCCGCAAAGCAAGACGCUAGUAUGGGGCGCGCCGCCCGUUGACAAUGUGGGCAAGAUGGUGUGGCGGUCGUCAUGA
Messenger RNA from Psilocybe cubensis, 585 nucleotides. RefSeq lists its product as uncharacterized. Bases 1 to 585 code for a protein of 194 amino acids. Gene Ontology annotation, cellular component: mitochondrial inner membrane. Lineage: Eukaryota; Fungi; Basidiomycota; Agaricomycetes; Agaricales; Agrocybaceae. The transcript is spliced from 2 exons. The record is from RefSeq and is a predicted model, not a curated record. Gene Ontology annotation, biological process: mitochondrial respiratory chain complex IV assembly.